Messenger RNA from Lodderomyces parapsilosis, 186 nucleotides. RefSeq names its product 40S ribosomal protein eS30 (gene RPS30). Gene Ontology annotation, biological process: translation. NCBI's taxonomy places the organism in Eukaryota, Fungi, Ascomycota, Pichiomycetes, Serinales, Debaryomycetaceae. The transcript is spliced from 2 exons. Gene Ontology annotation, cellular component: ribosome; cytosolic small ribosomal subunit. Gene Ontology annotation, molecular function: structural constituent of ribosome. Bases 1 to 186 code for a protein of 61 amino acids. The record is from RefSeq and is a predicted model, not a curated record.
AUGGGAAAAGUUCACGGUUCAUUAGCUCGUGCUGGUAAAGUUAAGUCACAAACCCCAAAAGUUGAAAAACAAGAUAAGCCAAAGAGACCUCAAGGUAGAGCUUACAUGAGAUUGAAGUACACUAGAAGAUUUGUCAACGUCACUUUGACCAACGGUAAGAGAAAGAUGAAUGCUCAAUCUGCUUAG